UCGGUUACGCAGCAAUUCCCCCCACACGAAGUAGGCAAUUCGGGCUUGGACCCGACGAGUUGGAGUCAUAUCGGAGCGCUUCUAUCUCAGACGCCUCGUGAUAAGAACCUCAAUCUAGCCGGUCAAUGGUUGGAUCCAACUCUCCCUCUUUCUCUUCAUCAAGUGAGAGAAUCAGCCAUCAAUUAGUCAAGUUCAAACAUAUCAACGUUGCUAUAAUGUUGAUACUAUCACCAAGCUUCAUGCUUGGAGCCGCCGCUCUCCUUGUCAUUACUCAUAUCAUUAUCCGCUUGACUUCGGCUACCGCAAAGGUUCCCGGUCCCUUCGUAUCCAACUUCACCUCACUUGUACUGAAAUGGCACGAACUCAAUGCCAACCGUACCAUGCACAUUCACGAGCUUCAUAAGAGAUAUGGCCCAGUGGUCAGGGUCGCACCCAAUGAGGUCUCCUUCACUUCGAUUGAUGCUCUCAAAGAAAUUUAUGGCUCCGGUGGUAGCGGAUAUGACAAGACCGAGUUUUAUGACCUCUUUCAAGUCUACGGCAAGCGAACAAUGUUCUCAACAUUGGUUAAAGGCGACCAUGCGAAACGACGGAGGAUGAUUGGCGAUAGAUAUGCCAACAGCAACGUAAUGAAGCAAGCCCCCCUGGCCGGGAUACAAGAACGCUCCAAGAGGUUUGUUGAGCGUUGUGUUGACUCACCUGACAAGACGGCAGACGUAUUUAGAGCGUUGCACGCAUAUGCUUGUGAUUGUGUUACGCACCAGUUGUUUCACCCAUAUGGAAGCAACUGCCUGCAAAACAAGGACGAUGAAGAAAUGAUGCAUCAAGUUGCUGCCGAUGACAGUCUUCAAAACCGUCUGGUUCAGUACUAUAGCCCGAUUCUUCACCGUCUUGGAUCCAGCAUUCUGACUAGCUUUGCCAAACCUCGAUUGAUUCCCCUGGCCGACAACUUUGUGAUUGAAAACGCCAAAGAAAAUGGUGCGGCAGAUUUCACCGUAUUAAACCGGCUCAAGGAGAAGGAUAGCGUCCUUGAUACUAUCGACAUGGCUGCCGAGUGUCUCGAUCAUAUGGCCGCUGGCAUCGAUACAACCGGCGACGUUCUGUGCUUCUUAAUGUGGGAACUUUCACAGCCCCGGUCGACAAAGUAUCAACGACUUCUGCGAGAAGAGUUUCGAAGCAAGCCUGACGCCCACUUUGACGAGUUGCCCAUGCUAGAUGCUGUCCUAAACGAGGGACUGAGAUGUUUCCCCGCUAUUCCAAUGUCAUUGCCUCGAUACGUCCCCCACGGUGGCCGUGUCAUUGAUGGGUUCUCCUUACCCGAGAAGUCAGUUGUCAGUUGUCAGGCCCUUUCAGUUCACCGAAUCAACGAUCAUGUCUUCCCCGAGCCGGACAAGUUCUACCCUGAAAGGUGGUUGGAAGCCGAAGGAGACGCUGACCGACGAAGACACCAAUGGGCCUUCUCCAGUGGAGGAAGAGGAUGCAUCGGGAAACAGUGAGUAGCUCUGCUGAGUGUAAAGAGGGAAGAUGUUAAUACGUGCUAUAGCCUUGCCAUGGCGGAGAUGAAGACCCUGCUGCGAGACGUGUAUUCACGAUACGAAACUGAGCCGGAUGAAUCAAUGAAGAGCGAAUCUAUGGCGAUGGACGAUCAACUGAUAUCCUCACGACCUCUCGGAAAGCGAUGCCUCCUUAAAUUCGUGCCUGUGAAGGGCUGAACUAUAAUUCAGAGACCGCGACAACGAGUUGAUGAGCAUUGACGAGGAGACGGGAGCUUGAUCAGGGCAUCAGAAUCGCGAUUAGUAUACACACUAAGGGCAUGUUUUAUCAAUACAGUGCAGUUGUCAUAGAUUAAAGGAUGGGCUCGGCAACUCGGCGAUAGGGGAUGUCAAAAGCUCAAACAACUUCAGCUGCGGGAAGAGAGUAUUUCUACCACGCAUGUAAGAGAAACUCACAAUCAAAAACCACCUCAAACAACAACAGAUCGUGAUUGCAUUCGUUGGUUGGAGUUUGUGGCUUUUAAAUCCGAAUACACCGAUGUCGUAUUUGUCAUUCUCCGACUGCAUCCCCGAAAUCACAACAUGAAAAAGGCAACCAUCCAACCAUCCAAUCCAUCAAAUCGAUGCGAGUGCGUUGCGUUUGCCUGGCUUGCACGUGUACAGUGUGAGGAAAACUCGGUAUUGGAAGGGCUUGGCAGUUGAAGCAUGCCCUGGGACAGAGG
This is a messenger RNA of Fusarium odoratissimum NRRL 54006, 2212 nucleotides long. RefSeq lists its product as uncharacterized. The record is from RefSeq and is a predicted model, not a curated record. Gene Ontology annotation, molecular function: monooxygenase activity; iron ion binding; oxidoreductase activity, acting on paired donors, with incorporation or reduction of molecular oxygen. Bases 126 to 1493 code for a protein of 455 amino acids. The transcript has 6 exons. Lineage: Eukaryota; Fungi; Ascomycota; Sordariomycetes; Hypocreales; Nectriaceae.